Molecule: messenger RNA, 1119 nt
Organism: Esox lucius (northern pike)
Lineage: Eukaryota; Metazoa; Chordata; Actinopteri; Esociformes; Esocidae
Product: CD209 antigen-like protein C
Exons: 8
Coding region: 389-1054 (221 amino acids)
Source: RefSeq, a predicted model, not a curated record
CAUUUAGAAUUUUGACCAGGGGCGCGUAUCCUAUGCCGCCUGGCUGUGCGGGCCUGGUGUGCUCCCCGCGGAUCCUACGCAGACGUGUUUGACAUUGAAGUAUAACUCGGCCCAGGCUGCACGAGUUGAAGAACAAGGUUACCGACCCCUAUGAAAAAAAAGUUAAUUAUACUAUCCUUUCAUUCGCCACGCUCAUUGGGAAGACUACACUGGACGGGAACUCGACUUUGAACCUCUGGACAGAGACAAGGAAAAGACUGAAUAGGAACACAACUGUGAACCUCUGGUCAGAGACCAGGAGAAGACCAGAUAGGAACACAACUGUGAACAUCUGGACAGAGACCAGGAGAAGACUGGACAGGUGGAAAGAUCAUCUGAAAAAGGAGAAAUGGAUUCCUUAAAGUAUGACCAAUUUGGUCACUCUGAGAUUAACAGUAACCACAGAGGGAAUAUCUUCCCACAAAAAUGUAUACAAACUAAGGUGGGUUAUCUUCUGUAUGGUGUCUUGGUGUUGCUCCUGUUGAUACUACUGUUCAUCACUGGAAUUAAGUUCUCUCAGUUAAGUGAAGAGAUUGUUGAUGUUCAUCGUUACCUUGAGGGGAUUAUGAGGGCUUCCGCCACGUCUUCCUCAUCCAGUUCAGGGACCUGUAGUGAGGACUGGGUGUCCUUCCAGGGUAGCUGCUACCUGCUAUCAAAAACAAAGCUCAGCUGGGACAAUGCAGAGGAAACAUGUAUCAGGCUGGGUGCACACCUGCUUGUUCUUAACACUGAGCAGGAGAUGGACUACAUCUCCAAAGUGUCUGAGGAAGGACAGCGCUACUGGAUCGGACUUGUGGAGAGAACUCAAGAGGGGCACUGGACCUGGGUGGAUGGAACAGACUACAGAUCAACACCAAACUUCUGGGAUAAGGGGCAACCAGACAACUGGGACGUCCGUGUGAAUGGAGAGGACUGUGGGGAGCUUCAUCCUGGUCCGCGCACACGCCGCAGGCUUUGGAAUGAUUCAGACUGUACCCUGCAGUCCUUGUACAUCUGUGAGGCGAAGGAGCAAUAGGAAACAUACCAUCAGUGUUACCCAAUGACGAGAUGUGAGCUACUGCCAGGUGACAUUCCUAGGAU